This is a messenger RNA of Kogia breviceps (pygmy sperm whale), 2006 nucleotides long. RefSeq names its product OVCA2 serine hydrolase domain containing (gene OVCA2). Gene Ontology annotation, biological process: response to retinoic acid. Lineage: Eukaryota; Metazoa; Chordata; Mammalia; Artiodactyla; Physeteridae. Gene Ontology annotation, molecular function: hydrolase activity. Gene Ontology annotation, cellular component: cytoplasm; nucleus. The record is from RefSeq and is a predicted model, not a curated record.
CUCUGGCCGGGCCGCACCCUCUCCGUUGUCGUGGCAACGCCCACUCUCUCUGAGGCCCGCCUCCAGGGUGGUGCCGGCAUUGGGUCCCGCCCAGCUACGUUCAAUUUCCGCUCGGGGAAAGACCGCUUCCGGUCCCUGUGGCGCUCGCCCAGAAUUAUGGCUACGUCUCCGCCUCUGCGGGUCUUGUGUCUGGCGGGUUUUCGGCAGAGCGAGCGGGGCUUCCGCGAGAAGACUGGAGCGCUGCGGAAGGCGCUGCGGGGCCGCGCAGAGCUCGUGUGCCUCAGCGGCCCGCACCCGGUCGCGGACGCAGCGGGCCCUGAGGGCGCCGGGCCAGACCCCGGGCCCUGCCCUCCGGAGGAGCAACCUCGAGGCUGGUGGUUUUCCAAACAGGAGGCAGACGUUUUCUCGGCACUGGAAGAGCCCACGGUGUGCAGAGGUCUGGAAGAAGCCCUGGGAACGGUGGCACAGGCACUGAGCAAGCUGGGGCCUUUCGAUGGGAUCCUUGGUUUCAGCCAGGGGGCCGCGCUAGCAGCCCUUGUGUGUGCCCUUGGCCAAGCCGGCGAUCCCCGCUUCCCUUUGCUCCGGUUUAUCAUCCUGGUAUCUGGUUUCUGUCCCCGGGGCCUUGGCCUCAAGGAAGCCAUCCUGCAGGGCCCCUUGUCACUGCCUUCCCUCCAUGUUUUUGGGGACACCGACCGCGUCAUCCCCUGUCAGGAGAGUAUGCAACUGUGUAGCCGAUUUGCUGGAGCCAUCGCCCUCACCCACUCUGGUGGCCACUUCAUUCCGGCAGCCGCGCCCCAGCGCCAGGCCUACCUCCAGUUCUUGGACCAGUUUGCAGAGUGAAAGAUCAACAAAUGCCUUUGCCUCUGCAUUCCCUCUCCACCCCCCACCCCCUAAUGGGGACACAUGACCUUGAUGCAGCCUCUGUAAUCCCUGUCCUCCCCUUCUUUCCCCUACUGUGAUCUCAAGAGACAAAUAUCAAUACUUAAGACUCAUAUUAUAUAACCCCAGCUCUGCACUCAAGAAAAAGAGGAUUAGGAAGCCUGAUGGACUUUGGCCAUGGCAUCUGAUAGUCAAAUACGAAAAAGGUCAGUGGAGCCCUGGAUGAGUGGAGGGUAACACGGAAAGCAGAGACUGGCAGCACUGUGACUGCUACACAAUAAAGUGGUGAUUUGGAAUUUGAGCAUCUUUUCCCUGGUAUACACAGGAAAACUCAUUUUAUUUAAAAAAAAAAAAAAAAAAGUGGAUUCCUGGCCAUCCACACAGCCUCCAGGGCAGCAGCAAGCAGGGAGGUGUUUCCAGUUAUGAACCCUCAGGACAAGCUCACGCAUGUGUGCACGCAGACACUUACACAUUACUGGUGAAGUCUUAAGUCCCAAUCUGAAAGAAAGGAGGCCUCCCUGAAGCAGGGAAGAAUUUACAUCUCAGAAGUUUGGGGAAGAGAUCAAUUGGCAGGGCUCUGCCUGGGCCAUACUGAGUUUUUUUGGCUUCCUCCAUCCUGAUCCCUAAGAGUUGUGUGUCGGCCUGUCAAAACCUGGCUUGAUAUGUUCUCUGCUUUCUCCACCCUAACAGUCUUACCCCUCCGAACCAUGAGCUUGAAGGGUGGGAUGGUGCUAGACCUUGAUGGAAGCCAAAGACAGCACAGAGGUAACCUUCUUCCAAACUUGACCCUAUUUGCAGCGUUUGAGAUUGAUGCUACUCUGUAGAGACUGCAGCCAAGGCCUAAGCAGCCCAUCUGGUUUGAAAGUGCUGUUAUUCCUAGACACUCUAAAAGACUGCUCACUUCAGCCGUUUCCCCCACUUCCAGGGCCUUCAUCCCCAGCCUGCCCUGCAUCUGUAGACUCACCAGCUUGUUCCUUUUCUGGAAGAUCGCAACAGGCCCUAUCUGGCCCUCAAGCAUGGCUGCCCCAAGUAGUUUAGUAAUUGAGCAGAAAUUGAGAUUAGGAGAUUGUAGCACAAAUACUCUAGCCCAUCCUGAGACAACAAGACAACAAGUGAAUUCACCUGAA